UUUUUUCUUUAGUUGCUUCCGGGUUUCGGUUUGUAAACAGUCCAGAUCAGGCGGGGGAGUCCCGGGGCAACAGGGCUAUGGGAAACUGUUUGUCCUCGCAGGCCGACGACGACCAAUCCUUGCUCCACGACUCGGAUGGGGUCAGCCUGCCCGGGGAACCCCCGCCGCCCUACCAGGAGAGGGAGUCAGUCCCUGUUUACCACCCAACGCCAGGCCAGGCCCGUCUUGCUACACAGCUAACUGAAGAAGAGCAAGUGUGGAUUGCACAAAGAAUUGGUCUUAUUCAUCACCUCCCAAAAGGGAGAUACGAUCCAGGAACUGGAUCAGCAGAAAAAAAGCUAAAAGAGUGUGUUAUAUGCAUGUUGGACUUUGUAAGUGGAGAUCAUAUCCGCUUUCUCCCUUGCAUGCAUAUUUAUCAUGUUGAGUGUAUAGACGACUGGUUAAUGAGGUCUUUUACGUGUCCAUCUUGCAUGGAGCCUGUAGAUGCCGCUCUGCUGUCAUCGUAUGAAACAAAUUGACAGAAUGUUUAACUGCGCUAGAAGAACCAAUUAGUUUUUUGGGGACAUGAGGAAAAAACGUAACUUGUGCAAAUAAACUUGUCCAAUCUAGACAUACCUCACCUGGGAGAGGAAAACCAUCUGGACCUGUAAACUAUAUUUAUUUGCUUUAAACUGGAGACUUCUUUCUCUUUUUGCGCCUUAAAAGGACAGACCUCUGUCAUGACGACAGAGAUAAACGCUCUGAUUAAAGAACAGCUACAUGAAGAUUAGUCUUGUUACCAAAUGAUUUGGAGAUGUCUUGGCAGAAGAAACCAAUUUCAAAUGGAUAAUGAAAUUGCUGUUUGUUCAGGGAAGUAAGAACUGCUGCACUUUGUUAUACUUCCAGUUAUUCUUCUGAAAUACUUGAGAUCAAAUAGAACCUUUAUGGAGCCCUUAAUAGUAAAAAUGCUGCUUCUAAACAGUUGAGCAGUUUCUGGUACAGGAUGCUUUACAGAGGAAAAAACUUCCUCCUAUGCAAUAUGUGAUCAAAUGAUUGUAACUGUGGUAACAUGAACAAAGAACCAACAUGCCUUGCACCAAAUAGAGGAAAUGAAUCAAGUCUUAUACCAAAGACACACUUGACACUCAAUUAGUAGCAAAUAGUGACUGUGUGCAGUUGGUCUAGUAGGAUGUAAUAUUGGGAGGGGGACUAAAAUUGAGACUAGUCUGCAAAAUAACAAAUUCAUGGAUCUAUAAAUCUGUCCGUACAAUCCAUCACAGCUACAAAUAGCUUACAUUUAUCAAUGGAAUAUUGUCCUCCCAUAAGGACAGGGCACUAUUAUUUCAUUAUUUCCCUAUAAAGUGUAUUUAGCACAUCUGCCACAAACGUAGCUUAUUUCAAAAUAAAUACUGGUAGUAUUAGAAAUGCUGCACUUCAGUCAGAUGUGAAUUAAUGUUGAUAGCUGAGAAGCAUUUUUCAAUGAAUAACGCAGUAAUGUUUACUCAAUUUUGUUUUUAAUUUCUCUUUCCUAUGCACCAAAACAAAAUGACCCUUAUUAACCAAUCAAAACCUUAUUCAUAUGCACAUGGUAUGAGUAGGGUUGCCAGGUGUCCAGUAUUUUAGAAGGCUCUCCAGUAAGUGAGGGGCAGUCAAAGGAGUCAAAUCACUUCUGUUUUUUUUGUGUUAUCGGCAGCCAAAGAGGUGAAAUUAUGUAUAUGCAUCUUACUAACCCUUUCACUGCUAAGCCCUUUUUACACCCAGUGCUGAGCCAAUAUUGAGCUUUUUAUGCUACUUACAUUUAAACCCUACUGUAAGUCAUAUUUCAGUAAGUAACCCACACAAACUAUAUAUUGUAUUUCUCAGCAGGUGCAGAAGAUUUCCAAUAUACCAUUAUUAUAUGUAUAUUGCAUUGCAUAGUUGAUAGCUGCAGCAAAAACUGUAAAAAAACCCUUAUAUUUUUGCUUAGAUUUUAGUAAAUAAUUUUGAAAAUGUCCAAGUGACCACUGCUGUUAAUGUGAUCUCCUGACUAAAUUGUCAUCAAUGGUAGCCACAUGUAAAAUAGGGGCUCAUAGAGGCUUUUGGGGGUUAUAAUAUAGAUUAGAGAGGCUCAGUUGUCUAGUGCAAAAAUAAAAGCACUUUUUUUUCUUGCAAGGUGUUUACUGUUACCACAGUGAUCACCAGACUAUACAAACAAAAUUCAUAUAUAUUUUUUAAGAGAUGGACUUCUCUAAUAUAGAAUAAACUUUAUGAGGGGUCUCAAGACAUAUCAGAUUUUUUUUUAUUGUGCAUAAAAUUUAAUACCCCCAAGCAAA
Molecule: messenger RNA, 2291 nt
Organism: Bombina bombina (fire-bellied toad)
Lineage: Eukaryota; Metazoa; Chordata; Amphibia; Anura; Bombinatoridae
Product: RING finger protein 11
Exons: 3
Coding region: 78-518 (146 amino acids)
Source: RefSeq, a predicted model, not a curated record